UUAAGUGCUACAUAGUCGAAUUUGCAGCUGCCACACAUUUGUUUUUUUGUUUCCAUUUCCAACAAACAACUUUUUUCGCUUCUCUAAUCUUUUACAAUGGCGAAGGAGCCUUUUUUGUUUUUGCUGUUUCGGUGCUCCUUAUUAGAACUUUCUCUGCCUUAUCUUGCCGGUCUUAGCUGCCUCGUGUACGCCCUAACGGUACCAGAGCUCGUACAAAGUAUGACGAUGGAGGUCGAUUCGGUCCAGAUUUGUCAAGUCGGUCCCUGGUGCCGGAUGAAGGAAAUGAAAGCAGUUCAACCGUGAGGCCUACCGGAGUGCGUUAUCAGUUAAUCACAGAGUCAAUUUGAUGUCAUCACCCACGGCCGCCACGGAACUGGCAGCGAAUGGACCGGUUUUAUUUUAAGACCAGCGAGCCCCGUUUAACCGGCAUUAGUACCACUGUUCGGUUCCUGCGGGAUCGGUUCGUUCUUCUAGUGUGUGGUGUAGUGUGUGUCAAGUGUGACUGAAGCGUGAUCCCUGUUGGUGCACCGUGAAAAUGUUUAGUCCAAAGGCAGGCCCUUCGGGGGAGCGGACACCGUUGUUGAGUGGAAAACUCCUGGGCCCGGUGGUGAUCGUAGAGGAAAAAAUCGUCCAAGGUCCGAUAGCGAUCUUCGAGGAGCAUCAUGCCGUGACGGAAGAGUACAGGGAAAUUGUGCUACCCGAAAACUUUCACUCGUCCUAUCGGCACCGGUGGUUAGAAUGUCUCUCUAGAGUUUUCAUCAUCCCGCAGCGUGUGAUCCUCGCCAUCAUGGGCUUCCUGGCGAUCAUGAACGCGUACACGAUGCGAAUCUCGCUGUCAAUCGCCAUCACGGAGAUGGUGAACAAGACGGGCGGUGGCGGCGAGGAGGGCGAAAGUGGCGUCUGCCCGAUCGACGAGAACGACAACCCGGACGACUUUACCGGCGGUGAGUUCGACUGGGAUGAGGAGCUGCAGGGCAUCAUCCUGUCGUCGUUCUACUGGGGCUACGUCAUCACGCACAUCCCGGGCGGCAUGUUGGCGGAGAAGUUCGGCGGCAAGUGGACGCUUAGUCUGGGCAUCCUGUCGACGGCCUUCUUCACGCUGAUCACCCCGUGGGCGGUGGAGCUCGGCGGCUCGACGGCGCUGAUCGUUAUCCGUGUGAUGAUGGGUUUGGGCGAAGGUACGACCUUCCCGGCGCUGAGUGCCCUGAUGGCGACCUGGAUCCCGGCGAAGGAGCGCAGCAAGCUGGGUUCGCUGGUGUUUGGCGGCGGUCAGGUCGGUACGAUCCUCGGUAACCUGCUGUCCGGCGUGCUGCUGCACAACAUCGACGGCUGGUCGUCGGUGUUUUACUUCUUCGGCGGCAUGGGAGUUUUGUGGUUCGUGAUCUUCACGCUCCUCUGCUACAGCGAUCCCGAGUCGCAUCCCUUCAUCAGCGAAAAGGAAAAGGAGUAUCUGAAGCGUGAGCUGGGAACGCUCGAGCGCGACCGCACACUGCCACCUACCCCCUGGCGGUACAUCCUCACGAGCGUACCGAUGAUGGCGCUGGUGUGCGCCCAGAUUGGCCACGACUGGGGCUUCUUCAUCAUGGUCACCGAUCUGCCCAAGUACAUGAGCGAUGUGCUGCGAUUCUCGAUCAAGGACAACGGGCUCUACUCGUCCCUGCCGUAUCUGGUGAUGUGGAUCGUGUCGCUGUCGACCGGCGUCCUAAGCGACUGGCUGAUCACGUCCGGCCGGAUGACGAUCACGUUUGGUCGGAAGCUGUUCACCACGAUCGCGUCGAUCGGACCGGCCUGCUUCAUCGUCGGCGCGUCGUACGCCGGCUGCGAGAAGGCGGUGGUGGUCAUGCUGUUCACCUUCGCCAUGGGCCUCAUGGGCACGUUCUACCCGGGCAUGAAGGUGAACCCGCUCGAUCUGAGCCCCAACUACGCCGGCACGCUGAUGGCCAUCACCAACGGCAUCGGUGCCAUCACCGGCAUCAUCGCACCGUACGUCGUCGGCGUGAUGACACCCAACCAUACCCUCGAUGAAUGGCGGAUCGUCUUCUGGAUCUCGUUCGCCGUCUUCAACGUCACCAAUCUGGCGUACAUUCUGUGGGCAUCGGGCGAGGUGCAGCCCUGGAAUACGCCCCAUCUGAUGAACAAAUCGGUCGAGGCGGGCGACUCGAACUCGUCCGACAAGGCGCUUGCCGAGCCGCGCAAAAGCGACCAAACACUUGGUGCCAUAAAGCAGUGAGGAGAAGGGCGGGAGGAUAUGAGACGCGAGCGGACACCUCAUCCAUUGUUGCGCCCACAGGCAGAACCAGAGCAGGUCUCGAGAAGGACAACACAGCCGGAUAGCGGACCGGAAGAUAUCCCCGCAGAAGGAUGAACCUCUUUUUGUUUGCGAGUGAUAACCAAACUUCUCAGUGAAGAACACGCAGGGGAACGACCCAAGGGUACACUAGAAACGGGGCGAUCUUUAAACUGUUUCUUAUUUUAUUAAAUAUAUUUACAUACAUUAUUGUUAACACACGCCGUAGCGCCGCUAACGACCGUCGGGUUAAUAGUUAAUCCGACCCGUAGGCCACGCGACGGUUUAUUCCACUGUAAAACCCGUAUUGCCCCAUUCGGCGCGAUAAGAUACCGUGUUCCGAGUGUGCGAGUUUAUUUAUAGCACUUGUCAGGCGAUAGGAUACGCGAUAGGAUUUACCAAGCAGAGGGAUGCGCUGAAAGCAAGGGAGGCACGCAUCGGUCCUCUGAACAAAGGAACUUUACAGGGUUUGUGUACAGUUGAAAGGUGCAGAAAGAGCUUUAGGGUAUGCAUUAGAACGAGUAACACUACUGAAGGAAGUCAAAAUAAAGGUUAUUCCUGUUUAUGUAAGGAGUCAGUAGCAAUGUUGAAUGAAUGCGUUUUUACAGAUGACGGA
Messenger RNA from Anopheles coustani, 2903 nucleotides. It is a transcript of the gene dmGlut, whose product is annotated as putative inorganic phosphate cotransporter. The coding region runs from base 536 to 2230 and encodes 564 amino acids. The transcript has 5 exons. NCBI's taxonomy places the organism in Eukaryota, Metazoa, Arthropoda, Insecta, Diptera, Culicidae. Gene Ontology annotation, molecular function: transmembrane transporter activity. The record is from RefSeq and is a predicted model, not a curated record. Gene Ontology annotation, biological process: transmembrane transport; monoatomic anion transport.